AUGGCUUCAGCUGCGACGCAGCGCGCUACACCUUACAGCGCAACCGGCGACGGCAACCGGCAGUCACAGGCGAUAGAAAUAGACGGCCAGCAGUCGCAAAACGCCUUUCCGACGUCGCACGAGCAGCAAUCGCAGCAACAGGCGCGGCGGCAGUUCAAGGGGAGGAAGCGGACGUGGGUGGAAAACGCGAUCUACCUGCUGCUAGGCUGCGUGGUUCUGUACCUCGGCGAUGGCUCCGUGCACUUUCUAGACGUCCUCUUCCGCGACCCGCGCAUCCGAUGGCGGCCGCUCCAGGCGGCAGCGGCGUGCGCGGCGGUGAACAUCGGCAUCUACCUCUACGCCGCGGUCUUCCUGCGCCUCUUCCGCCGCGACACGCGCUCCUACCACCAGUCCGCGCCAGGCGCCGUGGCUGCGGCCACGGCUGUGGGACUCGCGGCUUACAUUCUGUGCUGCAUUGCCUUCUGGUCCGUCUGGGGCAUUCUCACCCUGCCCAUUCUUUGGGUACUAUUCAUGGUUUUUGCCAUCAUUACGUCAUACCUGCCGCCAUUCAAAGUGCGCCAAGACUGA
Messenger RNA from Closterium sp. Naga37s-1, 567 nucleotides. NCBI's taxonomy places the organism in Eukaryota, Viridiplantae, Streptophyta, Zygnematophyceae, Desmidiales, Closteriaceae. The record is from the annotation of a GenBank genome assembly.